AUGGCCGCCACCGCCGCCACCACCUCAUACUUCUUUGGCACCCGUCUCAACAGCCCGACAACCUUAAACACCGGAAGAUUCCACGCGCUCUUCAACUUCGGCAAGAAGAAGGCGCCGCCGCCGCCGCCAAAGAAAAAGGAAGUGAAAUCGAAACCCGCCUCCAGCAACCGGCUGGUGUGGUUCCCAAAUGCGGAGUCGCCGGAGUGGCUCGAUGGAAGCAUGAUCGGCGACCGCGGGUUCGAUCCCUUUGGGUUCGCGAAGCCCGCGGAGUACCUGCAGUUCGACCUGGACUCGCUGGACCAGAACCUCGCGAAGAACGUCGCCGGCGAGGUGAUCGGAACCAGGGUGGAGGUUGCGGAGGUCAAACCGACGCCAUUUCAACCCUACACGGAGGUUUUCGGGAUUCAGAGGUUCCGCGAGUGUGAAGUCAUUCACGGAAGAUGGGCAAUGCUGGGUGCUCUCGGAGCUUUGGCCGUUGAGGCUCUCACCGGAGUCGCAUGGCAAGACGCCGGAAAGGUAGAGCUGGUGGAAGGAUCAUCUUACUUGGGGCUGCCUCUUCCAUUUUCAUUGACUACACUGAUAUGGAUCGAGGUGAUAGUGAUAGGAUACAUAGAGUUUCAAAGAAAUGCAGAACUUGACCCUGAGAAAAGGUUGUAUCCAGGAGGCAAAUUCUUCGACCCUCUGGGUUUGGCCAACGACCCUGAAGAAAAAGCAAGACUUCAACUUGCAGAGAUCAAGCAUUCUCGCUUGGCCAUGGUGGUCUUCCUCAUCUUUGCCAUUCAAGCUGCUGUAACAGGAAAAGGCCCUAUCAGUUUUAUUGCCACCUUCAACAAACUAAUGGGGAGGUUGUUUGUGGUGAAUCUGGAAGGGAAGAUCUAUAGCUGCAAACACUGUCAUACCCAUCUUGCUCUUUACGAUGACAUCUACUCGAAGACAUUCCAAUGCAGACAUGGGAAAGCUUAUCUCUUCAAUAAGGUUGUGAAUGUUUCUAUUGGAGAAAUGGAGGACAGACUGAUGAUGACUGGGUUACAUACCGUUGCCGACAUUUUUUGUGUGGGUUGUGGAUCAAUCGUGGGUUGGCAAUAUGAAACUGCCUAUGAAAAAAACCAGAAGUACAAGGAAGGGAAAUCCGUGCUUGAACGGUACAAAGUGUCGGGUCCUGAUGGAAGCAAUUAUUGGAUCAGCCAUGAGGCAAAUGUUGGUGGAAGUGAUGCAGAUGAUGCUUAG
Sphenostylis stenocarpa is the source of this 1227-nucleotide messenger RNA. The record is from the annotation of a GenBank genome assembly. NCBI's taxonomy places the organism in Eukaryota, Viridiplantae, Streptophyta, Magnoliopsida, Fabales, Fabaceae.